Serendipita indica DSM 11827 is the source of this 1413-nucleotide messenger RNA. The record is from the annotation of a GenBank genome assembly. Lineage: Eukaryota; Fungi; Basidiomycota; Agaricomycetes; Sebacinales; Serendipitaceae.
AUGCAUAUCUCUCAAGAUGAGCUGGAUGCAGAAAUCAUCGCAUCACAGGUCCAACUUCCAUGUGGAAUUCGAGUUCAAAACCGCCUUGUCAAGGUUGCAAUGUAUGAACACUUGGCAAAACUAGGGUCUGGACCUCCUAAUUAUCGGCACCUCGCGCUUUACUCUACCUGGGCCCAAGGCGGAUGGGGCAUGAUUAUCACCGGCAAUGUCCAAGUCGCCCCAGACCAUCUUGGUCUUGGUGCCGAUCUCUGCAUACCUCGUCUCGGAUCUCAGUACGACAUUGCACCGUGGACGCAACUAGCAAUUGCAAGCCAUGCUUGUCCGUCAAAUGAGCAGCCGGCAGUCGUAAUCAUGCAGCUUUGUCAUGUGGGUCGACAGUCACCUCGCUUCAUUGGGGGUAGGUGGCCUUGGUCGCGUCCUUUGGCUCCCAGCGCGAGGAAAGUCGGCGAUAGCCUCUCGGAGCCUUUCAUUUCAAAAGCUCUCUACUGGGCCUUGUUCCAGGAGCCAAAGGUCAUGGAUGAAACAGACAUAGAAAUGGCGAUAGAGCAGUUUGUAUUCGGUGCGAAAAUCGCUUUAGAGGCAGGUUUUGACGGCGUCCAACUCCAUGGGUCGCACGGUUAUCUCAUCACUCAAUUUAUAUCACCAAAGACGAAUCAGCGGACCGAUGCGUACUCGAAUCCCCUUCAUUUCCUACACAGAAUCGUCAAACGAAUCCGUGCAAUUGUUCCGCCGACAUUUAUCCUUUCUGUGAAGUUGAAUGCUGCGGAUUAUGUCGAGGGUGGCUUGACUGAAGAUCAAAGCCUCGAACACAUCAAGGAGAUAGCAGCGUGGCAAAUGUUUGACAUGAUAGAGAUUAGUGGCGGAGAUUAUGAGAAUCCUGGUAUGCGCUUCUCUACUAUCUGGAUCCCUUCGCUUGACGUCGCUCCUUUAGAAUUCAUGGCUUCCAAACGUCAAGCCUUUUUCUCGCAGUUUGCACGGCUUGCGAAUGAAGCAGUAUCCAAGCCCCCCAAACUUCUAGUAUCCAACUCGUAUAAGCCGCCUCUUAUCCUGUUGACGGGCUCGCUACGAGGGCGAUCAUCUAUUGCGGCCGUGCUCCACAACCAACACGCCUCACUCAUAGGCCUCGCCAGACCAUCUGUCGUACUCCCAGACUAUCCACGCUACCUCAUGGACUCUAGUUGCCCCUCGGCCCACGUCCCAACUCCCUUCGAACCAACCUUGCCCAAGCUGUCCAUUUCAAAACUAGCAGGCGCCAGUGUCAAUACCAUGUGGUACUGUUAUGAGAUGGGUCGACUUUCCCACCUGGGUAGUUCUGCAUACCGGCCAUCAAAGGUACCUGCGCUGUGGCGCGUCGUACAUUGUUACCUGACCGCGUUAUUUCUAUGGCUGCUCCACUGGUUUCGAGCUAUAUAG